GCCUCAGCCUAUCAUGUCUGAUUGCUGCUCGGUGCCUGAAGAGAAAGCCAGGCUCGGUAACAUGAUACAUUAUAGACUGAUUCAACUUGGAAGCGCUGCGCUCGGCUCGUCACGACCAGACAGCGGAAUCGCCACGGGAAGGUGGGUGACUGCGAAGCAACCCUGUUGACCUUACAAGCCGAGGCGGGAUAAAGUGCGAUUUCUCACCUCGAGUGGAGCCACUUAGAAAUAUUUCAGGCAGAACCGCGAGCGCUGCUCUAGAGCAACCUCCAAAUAACCAAGGCCAGUCGACCCUGCAACCUUUGCCACCUUCUCACAAGCAGCAUUCAGCACAGCAUCACCCAUCUAUCACCUCCCCUAACAGAAACUCACUGACAAAUAGGAGGAACCAGAGUCCGGCCCCGCCGGCUGCUUUGCCCGCCGAGCUGCAAACCACACCCGAGUCGGUCCAGCUGCAGGACAGCUGGGUCCUUGGCAGUAAUGUGCCACUGGAAAGCAGGCAUUUCCUAUUCAAAACAGGAACAGGGACGACACCACUGUUCAGUACUGCGACACCGGGUUACACAAUGGCAUCCGGCUCGGUUUAUUCCCCUCCGACACGACCACUACCUAGGAACACCUUAUCAAGAAGUGCUUUUAAAUUUAAAAAGUCUUCAAAGUACUGUAGCUGGAAAUGUACAGCACUCUGUGCUGUAGGGGUCUCUGUGCUACUGGCAAUACUACUAUCUUACUUUAUAGCAAUGCAUCUAUUUGGCCUCAACUGGCAGUUACAGCAGACUGAAAACGACACAUUUGAAAAUGGAAAAGUGAAUUCUGAUACUGUGCCAACACACACUGUGUCAUUGCCUUCUGGUGAAAAUGGAAAAUUAGGAGGAUUUGCACAAGAAAACAAUACUAUAGAUUCCGGAGAACUUGAUAUAGGCCGAAGAGCAACACAAGAAGUUCCUCCUGGGAUCUUCUGGAGGUCACAGGUCUUCAUUGAUCAGCCACAGUUUCUAAAAUUCAAUAUCUCCCUUCAGAAAGAUGCAUUGAUUGGAGUAUAUGGCCGAAAAGGCUUACCACCCUCGCAUACUCAAUAUGACUUUGUGGAACUUUUGGAUGGUAGCCGGUUGAUUGCAAAGGAACAGCGCAACCUUAUUGAGGCAGAGAGAGCAGGUAGACAGGCAAGGUCUGUCAGUCUUCAUGAAGCAGGUUUCAUCCAGUAUUUGGAUGCUGGCAUCUGGCACCUGGCUUUUUAUAAUGAUGGGAAAAAUUCAGAACAAGUGUCUUUUAAUACAAUUGUCAUAGAGUCUGUGGUGGAAUGCCCCCGCAAUUGCCAUGGAAACGGAGAGUGUGUAUCAGGAUCAUGCCAUUGUUUUGCUGGAUUUCUGGGCCCUGAUUGUUCAAGAGCAGCCUGCCCAGUAUUGUGCAGUGGCAAUGGGCAGUACUCCAAAGGACGCUGUCUUUGCUACAGUGGCUGGAAAGGGACAGAGUGUGAUGUGCCUACCACCCAGUGCAUUGACCCUCAAUGCGGAGGUCGUGGGAUUUGCAUCAUGGGCUCUUGUGCCUGCAACUCUGGAUACAAAGGAGAAAACUGUGAGGAAGCUGAUUGUUUAGAUCCAGCCUGUUCAAAUCAUGGUGUGUGCAUCCAUGGAGAGUGCCAUUGUAAUCCAGGAUGGGGUGGUAACAACUGUGAAAUUCUGAAGACUAUGUGUCCAGACCAGUGCUCUGGCCAUGGCACGUAUCUUCAAGAAAGUGGCACAUGCACUUGUGACCCUAAUUGGACUGGUCCUGAUUGCUCCAAUGAAAUCUGUUCUGUUGACUGUGGCACACAUGGUGUCUGCAUGGGUGGAACUUGUCGUUGUGAAGAAGGCUGGACUGGCCCAUCCUGCAGUCAAAGAGCAUGUCACCCUCGGUGUGCUGAACAUGGAACAUGUAAAGAUGGAAAGUGUGAAUGCAACCAAGGCUGGAAUGGCGAGCACUGCACAAUUGAGGGAUGCCCUGGCUUGUGUAAUAGCAAUGGAAGAUGUACUCUGGACCAAAAUGGCUGGCAUUGUGUUUGUCAGCCAGGAUGGAGGGGAGCAGGAUGUGAUGUCGCCAUGGAAACUUUAUGUACUGAUAGCAAGGACAAUGAAGGAGAUGGAUUAAUUGACUGCAUGGAUCCUGACUGCUGUUUGCAGAGUUCCUGCCAAAACCAGCCCUACUGCCGUGGACUGCCGGACCCACAAGAUAUCAUUAGCCAAAACCAGCAGUCACCAUCUCAGCAAGCUGCCAAAUCCUUUUACGAUCGGAUAAGUUUUCUUAUAGGACCGGACAGCUCCCAUGUCAUUCCAGGGGAAAGCCCUUUCAAUAAAAGUCUUGCAUCUGUUAUAAGGGGCCAAGUAUUGACAGCAGAUGGAACACCACUCAUUGGAGUUAAUGUGUCGUUUUUACAUUAUCCAGAUUAUGGGUACACCAUCACUCGCCAAGAUGGAAUGUUUGACUUGGUGGCAAAUGGAGGCGCCUCUUUAACCCUAGUGUUCGAACGAUCACCAUUCCUUACUCAAUACCACACAGUUUGGAUUCCAUGGAACGUCUUCUAUGUCAUGGACACCCUGGUCAUGAAGAAGGAGGAGAAUGACAUUCCCAGCUGCGAUCUGAGUGGAUUUGUAAGACCAAAUCCUGUCAUUGUAUCAUCACCUCUAUCUACCUUGUUCAGGAUUUCCCCUGAGGACAGUCCUAUUAUUCCUGAGACACAGGUACUUCAUGAGGAGACCACAGUCCCAGGAACUGAUUUGAAACUGUCUUAUUUAAGCUCCAGAGCUGCAGGGUAUAAAUCCGUUCUUAAGAUCACCAUGACGCAGUCCGUGAUACCAUUUAACUUAAUGAAGGUUCAUCUCAUGGUGGCAGUGGUGGGAAGACUUUUCCAAAAAUGGUUCCCUGCAUCCCCAAAUUUGGCUUACACAUUCAUAUGGGAUAAAACUGAUGCAUAUAACCAAAAGGUCUAUGGUUUAUCUGAAGCUGUUGUAUCUGUAGGUUAUGAAUAUGAAUCUUGUUUGGAUCUAACACUGUGGGAAAAACGGACAGCUAUUUUACAAGGCUAUGAAUUGGAUGCCUCCAACAUGGGGGGCUGGACCCUAGAUAAGCACCACGUCCUGGAUGUUCAGAAUGGAAUCCUCUACAAAGGCAAUGGGGAAAAUCAGUUCAUCUCUCAGCAGCCACCAGUUGUCAGUAGUAUAAUGGGCAAUGGUCGACGACGUAGCAUUUCUUGCCCAAGUUGCAAUGGUCAAGCAGAUGGCAAUAAGCUUUUGGCUCCCGUUGCCUUAGCUUGUGGUAUUGAUGGAAGCCUGUACGUAGGGGAUUUUAACUAUGUUCGACGGAUAUUCCCAUCUGGAAAUGUAACAAGUGUUCUUGAACUAAGAAAUAAAGAUUUUAGACAUAGCAGUAACCCGGCUCAUAGAUACUACCUUGCAACUGACCCAGUCACAGGAGAAUUGUAUGUUUCUGACACCAACACACGAAGGAUUUACCGUCCAAAGUCACUCACUGGGGCAAAGGACUUGACAAAAAAUGCUGAAGUGGUAGCAGGAACUGGGGAGCAGUGCCUUCCAUUUGAUGAAGCCAGAUGUGGUGAUGGUGGCAAGGCUGUAGAAGCGACACUCAUGAGCCCCAAAGGAGUGGCAGUAGACAAAAAUGGAUUAAUCUACUUUGUUGAUGGGACUAUGAUCAGGAAAGUGGACCAGAAUGGAAUAAUAUCAACAUUACUUGGCUCAAAUGAUCUGACUUCAGCAAGACCUUUAACAUGUGAUACCAGCAUGCACAUCAGUCAGGUGCGUCUGGAGUGGCCAACGGAUUUGGCUAUCAAUCCAAUGGAUAACUCCAUAUAUGUGUUAGAUAACAACGUAGUUCUUCAGAUUACUGAAAAUCGGCAAGUCCGUAUUGCUGCUGGGAGGCCAAUGCAUUGCCAAGUUCCUGGAGUGGAGUACACUGUGGGGAAACAUGCCGUACAGACUACUUUAGAAUCAGCCACAGCUAUUUCUGUAUCUUACAGUGGAGUGCUUUACAUUACAGAAACGGAUGAAAAAAAGAUUAACAGAAUAAGACAAGUCACAACUGAUGGAGAGAUCUCAUUAGUUGCUGGAAUACCCUCUGAGUGUGAUUGCAAAAAUGAUGUUAACUGUGACUGCUACCAAAAUGGUGAUGGUUAUGCUAAAGAUGCCAAACUUAAUGCCCCAUCUUCUUUAGCUGCAUCACCUGAUGGAACGUUGUACAUUGCUGAUCUUGGAAAUAUUCGGAUACGAGCUGUGUCAAAGAACAAACCGUUGCUGACUUCAAUGAAUUUUUAUGAAGUUGCCUCUCCAACCGAUCAGGAACUCUACAUCUUUGAUGUCAACGGCACCCAUCAGUACACGAUGAGUUUAGUCACAGGAGACUAUCUGUACAAUUUUAGCUACAGUAACGACAACGACAUCACGGCUGUAACUGACAGCAAUGGAAAUACCCUUCGUAUAAGGCGAGAUCCCAACCGGAUGCCAGUGAGGGUGGUAUCUCCUGACAACCAAGUUAUCUGGCUAACUAUAGGAACCAAUGGAUGUCUAAAAAGCAUGACAGCCCAAGGACAGGAGCUAGUCUUGUUUACCUAUCAUGGCAACAGUGGACUCUUAGCAACAAAAAGUGAUGAGACUGGAUGGACAACUUUUUUUGACUACGAAAGUGAGGGGCGAUUAACCAAUGUCACAUUUCCAACGGGAGUGGUCACCAACCUGCAUGGGGAGAUGGAAAAGGCCAUUACAGUCGACAUUGAAUCUUCUAGCAGAGAGGAAGAUGUCAGCAUUACUUCAAACCUAUCAUCAAUUGAUUCUUUCUAUACAAUGGUACAAGAUCAGUUAAGAAACAGCUACCAGAUUGGAUAUGAUGGAUCUCUCAGAAUUAUCUAUGCCAGUGGCCUGGAUACACACUACCAGACAGAACCACACGUUUUAGCUGGCACAGCCAAUCCAACUGUAGCAAAAAGAAAUAUGACUCUCCCUGGAGAAAAUGGACAGAAUUUGGUGGAGUGGAGGUUCCGGAAAGAACAAGCCCAAGGCAAAGUCAAUGUGUUUGGCCGAAAGCUCAGAGUUAAUGGUAGGAACCUCCUUUCUGUUGACUUUGAUCGGACCUCAAAGACAGAGAAGAUCUACGAUGACCACCGUAAAUUUCUGUUGAGGAUUGCCUAUGACACAUCAGGACACCCAACUCUCUGGCUCCCAAGCAGCAAGCUUAUGGCUGUCAAUGUUACCUAUUCAUCUACAGGUCAAAUUGGCAGUAUCCAACGAGGAACUACUAGUGAAAAAGUAGAUUAUGAUGGACAGGGAAGAAUUGUAUCUAGAGUAUUUGCUGAUGGCAAAACGUGGAGUUACACAUAUCUUGAAAAGUCUAUGGUCCUCUUGCUGCAUAGUCAACGGCAGUACAUCUUUGAAUAUGACUUACUCGAUCGGCUUUCUGCAAUAACCAUGCCUAGUGUUGCUCGCCAUACUAUGCAGACUAUCCGUUCCAUUGGCUAUUAUCGAAACAUCUACAAUCCCCCUGAAAGCAAUGCUUCUGUCAUCAUGGACUACAAUGAGGAAGGACAGCUGCUACAAACUGCUUUCUUGGGUACAAGUCGAAGAGUCCUUUUCAAAUACAGAAGGCAGACCAGGCUCUCUGAAAUCCUUUAUGAUAGCACAAGAGUCAGUUUUACUUAUGAUGAGACAGCAGGAGUUCUGAAAACAGUAAACCUCCAGAGCGAUGGGUUUAUCUGCACCAUUAGGUACAGGCAAAUUGGCCCAUUGAUUGACAGGCAGAUUUUCCGCUUUAGUGAAGAUGGAAUGGUAAAUGCCCGAUUUGACUACAGCUAUGACAAUAGCUUCAGAGUGACUAGCAUGCAAGGUGUAAUCAAUGAAACUCCAUUGCCUAUUGAUCUUUACCAGUUUGAUGACAUCUCUGGAAAAGUUGAGCAGUUUGGAAAAUUUGGGGUUAUAUAUUAUGACAUUAACCAGAUAAUUUCCACAGCUGUAAUGACUUAUACAAAACACUUUGAUGCCCACAGCCGCAUAAAAGAAAUUCAGUAUGAAAUAUUCAGAUCCCUUAUGUACUGGAUUACAAUUCAGUAUGAUAACAUGGGACGGGUAACUAAAAGAGAAAUUAAAAUAGGACCAUUUGCUAACACAACCAAGUAUGCCUAUGAAUAUGAUGUCGAUGGGCAACUACAGACAGUUUACCUGAACGAAAAAAUAAUGUGGCGAUACAACUAUGACCUGAACGGCAAUCUCCAUCUGCUCAAUCCAAGUAAUAGUGCUCGUUUAACACCACUUCGGUAUGACUUGAGAGACAGAAUCACUCGGCUAGGUGAUGUACAGUACCGUUUAGAUGAAGAUGGAUUCCUGCGGCAGAGGGGUACAGAGAUAUUUGAAUACAGCUCAAAGGGCCUGCUGACCAGAGUUUAUAGCAAAGGCAGUGGGUGGACAGUGAUAUACCGUUAUGAUGGGCUUGGGAGACGGGUUUCCAGUAAAACCAGUCUGGGACAACACCUCCAGUUUUUUUAUGCUGACCUCACAUAUCCUACAAGGAUAACUCAUGUAUACAACCAUUCAAGUUCUGAAAUCACCUCUCUCUACUAUGACUUGCAAGGACACCUCUUUGCCAUGGAGAUCAGCAGUGGAGAUGAGUUCUACAUCGCUUCAGACAACACGGGCACACCACUCGCUGUUUUUAGCAGCAAUGGUCUGAUGCUGAAGCAGAUCCAGUACACAGCUUACGGCGAGAUCUAUUUUGACUCCAAUCUCGACUUCCAGUUGGUGAUUGGAUUCCAUGGAGGCCUUUAUGACCCUUUGACCAAACUGAUUCACUUUGGGCAAAGAGAUUAUGACAUACUGGCAGGCCGUUGGACUACACCCGACAUUGAAAUCUGGAAAAAAAUAGGGAAGGAUCCAGCUCCUUUUAAUCUCUACAUGUUCCGAAAUAACAACCCAGCCAGCAGAACACAUGAUGUGAAAGAUUAUAUCACAGAUGUCAACAGCUGGCUGGUAACAUUUGGCUUCCACCUGCAUAAUGCUAUCCCAGGAUUCCCUGUGCCCAAGUUUGAUUUAACAGAGCCCUCCUAUGAACUUGUGAAGAGUCAGCAGUGGGAUGACGUACCGCCAAUUUCUGGAGUGCAACAACAAGUGGCAAGGCAAGCAAAGGCUUUCCUGUCCCUAGGAAAGAUGGCAGAAGUCCAGAUCAGCAAGCGCAGACCCAGCGGCGAGAAAUUGUGGUUCGCAACUGUGAAGUCUUUGAUUGGGAAAGGGGUUAUGCUGGCUGUCAAUCAAGGCAAAGUGCAGACUAAUGUGCUUAACAUUGCAAACGAGGAUUGUAUCAAGGUGGCAGCUGUUCUGAACAAUGCAUACUACCUGGAAAACCUACAUUUCACCAUUGAAGGAAAGGACACACACUAUUUCAUCAAGACCACCUCACCAGAAAGUGACCUGGGCACACUGAGACUGACUAGUGGACGGAAGGCCCUAGAAAAUGGUAUCAACGUCACCGUUUCCCAGUCUACCACUGUAGUGAACGGCAGGACUCGUAGGUUUGCCGAUGUUGAAAUGCAGUAUGGCGCACUGGCUCUUCAUGUCCGCUACGGCAUGACACUUGAUGAGGAGAAGGCACGGAUAUUAGAGCAGGCUAGGCAAAGGGCUCUUUCCAAUGCCUGGGCCAGAGAACAACAAAGAGUGAGAGAUGGAGAGGAGGGUGCCAGGUUAUGGACAGAAGGGGAGAAGAGGCAACUGUUGAGUGCUGGAAAAGUCCAAGGAUAUGAUGGGUACUAUGUACUCUCCGUGGAGCAAUACCCCGAAUUAGCAGACAGCGCUAACAAUAUACAGUUCCUUAGGCAAAGUGAGAUUGGAAAGAGGUAACACACUGGUUGAGCCUGGGCUGCCAAAGAGACUGACCCUGUACCAGUGUCUUCUGAGAGGGAGACCAAAUUGUUUUGCUGCAUUACUACUUGAGCCUAAAUGUACACCUUUGCUCAGAUUUUUCUGUAGCACAAUCCAAUAAGACUCUACAACGAAGAGAGAGAGCCUUCCAGAAGAAUGAUAUUGCUAAAAAGAAAAACUGGGAGUUGUUUUUCCCUACUCUGAAUGACCUUAAAGGUGAUCUGCUUUAAAGAAUAUGUUUACAUAUGCAUAUCGCUGCACUCGAGUUGGACUGAAAGUAUUACAAGGAAGACCUAAAGGGUUUGCAACAAGCUUCCUAUUCUUUUGAGGCACUGUCUUUUAACUAAGAAACAGAUCCAUACAGUGUUUCCAAAUAUUACUAAAUUGUUGACCUUUGCUUAAAAGAAACUAGUCUCUCUCUCCUCCUCUCUCUCUUGCUCUCUUCCUCUCUCUGCAUAGGAUGUGGUAUAUAUCUUUGUUCAUUUUAAAAUGUGGGGCAAAAACUCUUGUUUCUGGACCCCAAUGGCUUUAAACUGUGCUUCUUUCUAAAAGGACAUUGGCACAAGCAAUUUAUGCUACAAUGGGAAUUUAAUAACGGAUUUUACAAUGAUAACGUGGUUUGCCUUGGGUGGGGUGGGGGAUGGCAAGUAGAAUCCUUGUCACAGAGCAGCAAAGGAAACCUUGAUUUUUUUUGUAAAUUAUGUGAGACAAGUUGUUUAUGGAUUUUUAUAUGAAUUACAAUUUACUGUACAUCAAAUAUUAGUCUCAGAGGAGUUAAUUUAUGUAGUGUUUAAAAAAGGUUUAUACUUAAAAUAAAAUGAUAAAAAUGUGCAGUGUGUGAAUUUUUUUAAAGGAAUUGCACCUUUUGUUAUGUUAUAGCUGUACAGUAUAAAGUUAUAUUGUAGAGAUAUAACAGUGUAUACUAAUGGACAGAAGUGUUAAUAUUUUUGUAUUAGCUUUAAAAAGAGUGCAUUUUUCUUUCUCAAUUGCUCGUGGGAAAGGUUGGUGGGGGGCAGCCACUCCGCCCCCUUCCUGUGCCCUGCUUGGCCCUCACCACUCGCUGCUAAGAGGGAGAGCAACUCAAUAAGAUUUAUGUAUGACAGUAGAAGACUUUUGUAGGCUGGGCUUGCCUUGUCCUCUUCCAGCCCUAAAGGUGUAUUUAUUCAUUUUGCGGCUCUGUUAUGUAUUUUUUAAAUGUGGGAUGUAAAGCUGUGUUAUGUGGUGAAAGGAGCAAUCCUAUACAUGUUUACACAGAGAGUUUAGUCUCAUUGUGUUCAAUGGGGCUCAUUCUCUAAUGAGCAAGUUUAGGAUUGCAGCCUCAGGUGCUCUGCAGAUGUACAUGAAUGGCAAAUUGGUGCAGUGCUCGCUGCCACAAUGACAGGGCUUCUGCCUCUGUCUUCUGAAAGAAAGGUUUUCAGUAUUUCACUGGAAAAACGCAGAACAACAUGGGUAGGUGGAAAAGCAAGUUAAACUAAUACCCUAGCCUUUAAACCUCUUGUCCACCAAAAAGAGUCACUAUAUAUACCGUAUAUAUGAAUUGCAAGAAAAAGGAAGGUGAGAGUAUUAACUUAGUGCCUAAUCCACAUCAUAAAGCUACCAUACAGUUUGGCAGGGCUUUUUUUCAGCUAGAACCUCACAGGAACUCAGUUCCGGCACCUCUCAGGUGGGUGCCAUUGCCAUUAGAAGAGAACAAGGGAGGUGUUCAUGGUGAGCUCCAGAACCUCUUUUUCUAGGAAAAAAUAGCACUGCAGUUUGGCAUGACCUGCUCGAAAGGACAGUCCAAUCUGUUUGGACUCAAGACAUGCAAACAGCAGAGGUUAACACAGGCCAGAUCAGUCCUUUUGAGGCAGGUUUCAAUACUGGGCAUCUGCUCUGGAACAUCUGAAGUAACAAUCAAGGGGGAUGCUUCUGAUAUAUGUUCCAAGUGCAUGUCCCUGAUCUUAUAUUGAUAUUGAGGGUGGGGGGAUAGAAGACUCAUAACAAAUGGUCGAGCUUUCUGGCAGGCUUGAACCCCAGCACCUAUAUAACAAAAUAAAAUCAAUGGGAGACAGUGGCUCUUAGUAUGCCUGAGACUGCUUUCAGAGAAAUCUAGGUCACGUAAUCUCACAAUAUGCAUUCUAUUUCAGUAGCACAGAAUUCAUUCGCUCUUCCAAAAUUCUGAGACUCUCAGCUUCCAGUGUGCUGGGGUUUUUUAAAAUUAAAAAAACACUACCCCUCAGACUUGCAGAGAUAACAUUAAAAAAUAACAUUCACAUAUGCACUUCCCACUAAGCCCUCCUGUGCUAGAGAAUCUGCAUUGAAGUAUUCCUUGGUUUCUGGCCUCUGCUCAUAUGCCGCCCCUUCAUCAAAUUUUAUAACUACACCAGUUCCAAAAAGCUCAGCCCUUGUAACUGGACUGAACCAUGCCUGAUUAAAAAUGCAGUGGGGGGAGGUUGCAUCAUUUGUAAGUGGGCAAGGAAAGACAAAGAGGGGCAUCUUAUUUUUAGGGCUACUCCUUCCCACAUUCCUCAGUAUUUCUGGAUAAGAUCCCUUAUAUCGAGUGCUGUUUUCAGCUACAAAGUGACUAAAAUAUUGUGGGGGUGGGUUUGGGGGGGGGGGAAGGUUAAUUGUGCUGUACUCAGUAUGCAGAAUGGCAACAAAUGGCAGGUGAAUGUGUCUUAAAUACCUGAAGGGAUGGAAUAAAAAUAGUUUCCUAACUGCUUUCUGCACCGAGAUUCUAUAGUAUUAUGUGUGCUCUCAACUGCACAGUAGGAGUCUUGUCAAACAGGCUGUGAGUAGGUCAAGCAAGUUACUGAAUCCACACUAUCAGUGCUGUUGCUAUCCAUGUACCCCUUGGGUAGAAGCUACAGAACUGCUGACAUUUAGAAUAAAAGCUGUUAUUUUAUUAAAGUGCAAAUUAACAGUUAAGUUUGUUUUUAUUUUUUCAACCUUCAAAGAGCCCAAAUUUAGCAACUAUGAUUCAUGAAACCCACAGCUCAGUGCCAUUAUUUCACAUAUUAUUUUUAAUCUGGGAAAUGUAUGAGGAUUGCAGUUCUGUUGUUAACUUGGAUUUAACAGCAUUGUAUCAGAGGUUUGUCAGCUCUAUCUGUGGAAUUAGGUUCAUGCUCAAAAAAUGUAGUAGAAUGUUAUUGACUUGUUUGGAAUACCGCAAACAUAUCCAGUGUGUUACGUCAGAAUAGAAUUAAAGCUUCUACUUCCUGUGCCCUUAUUCUUUCUCCCUGGUUUAGGCAUGGGUAGCCCCCAAACUAUAGUUUCUCUUGAUGGUCAUGUAGACUUAGAUAAAGGCCCAACCAGCUGCCUUUUCUCUAGCUAUAUACUAAAGAGAAAAACAAUCAUUCUGAGAUGGACAUGCUCCUACAUGAGACAGAGACUUAGGGGGAUUUGUAAACAAGAAAAUUUAAAAGAACUGGAAAUAAAUGUAUUAAAAUAAAUACCCUACAAAAAAAGGAGAUUCAGAGUAUUUUAGGCAAAAUGCUUUCAUGCUAUUUUGAAAUGUAAAUUUUGUCUGAUUUGUAUUGUUCUUUUAAUUUGCCUUCUGAACUUUAUAUGUGUCCUGAAUUUUUCCACACCUUGAUGACUAUAGAUUGCAUCUAGGCUUUCCAAUAAAAGCCAAGCCAAUGUGUCUGUGUU
This is a messenger RNA of Zootoca vivipara (common lizard), 11516 nucleotides long. RefSeq names its product teneurin transmembrane protein 3 (gene TENM3). The record is from RefSeq and is a predicted model, not a curated record. Gene Ontology annotation, biological process: heterophilic cell-cell adhesion; neuron development; signal transduction. Gene Ontology annotation, cellular component: membrane; neuron projection. Gene Ontology annotation, molecular function: cell adhesion molecule binding; protein homodimerization activity; protein heterodimerization activity. Lineage: Eukaryota; Metazoa; Chordata; Lepidosauria; Squamata; Lacertidae.